Helianthus annuus (common sunflower) is the source of this 751-nucleotide messenger RNA. RefSeq lists its product as uncharacterized. Lineage: Eukaryota; Viridiplantae; Streptophyta; Magnoliopsida; Asterales; Asteraceae. The record is from RefSeq and is a predicted model, not a curated record. The coding region runs from base 151 to 567 and encodes 138 amino acids. Gene Ontology annotation, biological process: regulation of DNA endoreduplication. The transcript has a single exon.
AAUACACACAAACACACACAUUCAUUUCAUAUACGACACAACUCUCUCUUUCCAUCUUUCACAUCCAAUCUCCAUUCUUAAUCCACCUUGUUUUCAGAGCCCCUUUUCCUAACUCCGGUCAGCGCCGUCUCCGGCAAACAUCCUACGAGGAUGAACUCCGACAACCUUAAACAACAACACAACCACAAUUCAACAACAUUAAAAUCCCAACAUCAUCAAACACAUCAAAACAACAACAUUACACCUCUAUCAAUCCAAUUACCAUCCUCCAAUCAAGAAAUUAACACCGGCGAUGAGCCCACAACUCCGACGUCACAAGAUCACAAAAUUCCGGCGCCUGCCACGUGUCCGCCGGCGCCGAGGAAACCAAGAUUGAUCCCGGUGGGGAAUAAGAGAAAGACGCCGAAUGUUUCGAGAAUUUCGGUAGAUUUGAUGGUGAUUUUCGAUGCGAUGUUUGUUCCUCCGGUGGGUGCUGCCGGAAAUGGUGUUUUGGCGGGAGAUGAUGGGGCCGGCGAACGGGUUAAGAAAGUUAAGAAAGUCAAGAAGGCCGAUGUCACUAUCGGUUGAUGAUGAUCAACUUAGUGCUAACAUCUUAUCUUUUUUUUUAUUGAUUAUUAUUUUUUUUAAUUUUAGUUUUAAUUUUAAUUUUAUUGUGAAGUGAACUAUGUGAAUUGUUUGAAGAUGUUAACAAAGAGAACUAUUCCUCGAUUGCAAAUAGAAAUAGAUUAUGUUCAAUUGUCAUGUUUUAAAA